Messenger RNA from Rhodotorula toruloides NP11, 681 nucleotides. RefSeq names its product GTPase inhibitor. The transcript is spliced from 7 exons. The record is from RefSeq and is a predicted model, not a curated record. Bases 1 to 681 code for a protein of 226 amino acids. Gene Ontology annotation, cellular component: cytoplasm. NCBI's taxonomy places the organism in Eukaryota, Fungi, Basidiomycota, Microbotryomycetes, Sporidiobolales, Sporidiobolaceae.
AUGAGCUCAAGAACAGGAGCGAGCGCUUCCACCUCCUCCUCGAUCCACCGGAAACCACGAGCUGUCGACCGCGACUCGGACGACUUGGACGCGCUGCUAGAGGAGCUCGAGGCGGAGCUGGAUGAUGACUUUGAUCUGGGCGGAUUCAGGGAGAAGCGGAUGCUCGAGUUGAAGGCACAGGUGGAUGCUGCGCGACGAGUGCAAGAGUCGGACUAUGGCAAGCUGACGGAAAUCAGGGUGGAAAAGGACCUCAUCGCCCGGACAGCAAAGGAGAAGCGCUCCGUCGUGCACUUCUUCCACCGCGACUUUCGACGAUGCAAGAUCAUGGACGCCCAUCUCGAGAAACUCGCGGCAAAGCACCUCGACACGCUGUUCCUAAAGGCGGACGUUGCCAACGUUCCUUUUCUCGUCACCAAGCUCGACGUCAAGGUGCUGCCCUGCGUGAUUGGCUUCGUGGACGGUGUUACCAAGAUGAAGCUCGUCGGCUUUGAGGAUCUACCUGGCGGAGACGCCUUCACUACCGCCUCGCUUGAGCUCGGCAUGCAGCAGUGCGAAGUGCUCUCCAAGUAUCCAGGUUCUGCAUCGCCUUUCCCGUCUGUGCAGGGCGCAAGACGAGACGAAGGCGGCCGGCGACGCAUCCGCACAGGUGCGCGCGGAGACAACUCGGACUUGGACGAUUGA